CGCCAUCUUUACAAUUCGGACAUAUCAUGGCCACAUGCCCGAUGAAGUGAAAACAAGAAUUUUGCUUGCAGCCUUAUCGUUCUCUCGUGCUUUCUGGAAGGAAUUAGAGAAAGAGGAAGACAAAGAAUCCACACGGAUAAUCCGCAAUCUAACAUCGGACAUAAUCAAAGACACAGACCAAAGAAUGUCUUACAUGGAACAAUUCAAACUCACAAGCAUCAGAACGCCGGCAUACGAGGUCGGAUACGUCACAUACCUGAUCCAAGAGGACUACAGAAAGAUGUUAGAUAUCUACAACACGACCUUUGGUCACCAGACGAAUUUCUAUCCUACGGAGUCGAUAGUUCUCUUACAGGAGGUGGAGAAUCAUUAUUGGACUAUAGAACACUUGUGUAAUAUGCUACACGAGAUCGAAAGGAAAUGGAUGGUUGUCAGAGACCCGAAUGUAGUUAUGCAACCGAUAUCGCUAGAUCCUAUCGGUGGGUUAGGUCUGGAUAAAUACUACGUGGCUCCGUCAAGGAACUUUAGGAGUACAGUGAGGAGGAAGAAGUUUAAGAGACCUAAGGGACAGCCAAAGGAUGAGAGGAAAAUACAGGAAAUCAUGAAGAGGCUGUCUUCGAAGGCCAAGCCGCAGACUAGAUGGUGGUGGCCGUUGGAGUACGGAUGGGAGAUAGAUUACUACUGGUAGAAGCAGAUAUUAUAGAAAUCGUUAAAGAAGCUAUAAGAGAUGCUUCCAAUAUCUUGCUGUCAGAACUAAUAAUUGUUAAUUCUAUUUUGGUGUGCCUCAUUGUCUUCUUUAUGGACUGCAGUUUUAAUAAAUGCCUGUCCCAUUUUUGUCCAUCUUUAUUGAAACUAAACGAACUCACAAAUUGGUACACAUUUCUUUAUGUUGACCGCCCUUUGCUAAACUUCUACAAUUACACAAAAAGGUAUUAUUAUUCACAGAGAAUUUAAUAUUCAGAUUACUACCGAUGAGUAUUGAUCAAAAUUAGUUCGAUAUGAUAUAACUUUAUGAGUAACCAAAACCCUAAUUCGUCGUUCGUUUCAAUCCACCCAUCAAACUCAAAC
Molecule: messenger RNA, 1068 nt
Organism: Chilo suppressalis (striped riceborer)
Lineage: Eukaryota; Metazoa; Arthropoda; Insecta; Lepidoptera; Crambidae
Source: the annotation of a GenBank genome assembly